Messenger RNA from Peniophora sp. CBMAI 1063, 4878 nucleotides. Lineage: Eukaryota; Fungi; Basidiomycota; Agaricomycetes; Russulales; Peniophoraceae. The record is from the annotation of a GenBank genome assembly.
AUGAAAUAUACCGGCGUCGCAGCCGUCUGGCUCGCGCUGGCUUCGCGAUGCGCGGCGUCUGCGCCCCCUAUUCGGGUGUCCAUGCGCACAUCCUGGGAUGCACCGGAUAGACUGUUGGAGCUAAUAGAAACAGUAUCGCUAGAGAACUCGGACGCGUUCUUCCCACUACUGGACGCCCUAACAGACCCAACCGUGCUCUCACCCCACACCUCGCACACACCCGAAGCACUCGAACACCUUGUGCUCUCCACUGCCCAACAAUAUGGCCUUCUCUCUCAACCUGCCUCCUUAGAGUCAAUACAAAUGCAACUGGGACUACACGCUGCAUCUCCAAAGUUACAGGCCUUCUUCCAGCACUACGAGGAUGUAGAGAGGAAGAGAGAUGUGGGGAAUUGUGGGAGCUGGGUAGACUGGUAUGGGGAGGUUGUGUGUGAUUUGGAUAGGCUCGUGGAGGUCACGGGCCAUGGGACGUUGGACGAGGCGAAGGUUGACGAGAUUCACUCAGACCCCUACGCACGACCUAAGAUCUUAUCCUUCGAUCACAUCUACCCACCUCCGGCCUACUCCCUGACAUCACCACCACGAACGGCAAUCCUUCACGGUUCACUUAACUCGCCCAACUUCCGCGAGUUACACACACAUCUUCUCGCACUCGCCCGGCAACCAGCGCCUCGAUUGGAGUAUGUGUUUAGACCGGUACCGCAAGGGAACAAGCACGAACGGACGAACUUAUCCGGUUACGGCGUCACCUUGGAUCUCAAGAAGACGGAUUACCUGGUUCUAGAUGAUCGAGUGGGUGGUAGCAAGGCAUACGCGGACAGUGGAUCCGCUGAUGGCGAGGACGACGCUGCGCCACACGUCGACUUGGUUCUUCAAGCAUUAGAGGCUUUUCCGAUCCUGAACGAAAGCAUCAAACUCACAGACCCUCUCACCGAGACCGAACUCCAGCAGCUCGGCAUCCAAGCAACGCACCUAAUCUCAACCUCUCCGAACCCACUCGCAACACUCAAACAGCUCUCCCAGAACUUCCCGCGUUACGCCUCCCCACUCGCUCGACGCGCACCCGCUCCUCAAGACCUGAUCGACGAGCUCAGCUUGAACUCUAUGAAGACGCAUGCGGGAAUGAGCCAUGUGUGGUUGAACGGGGGUGUUGUGCCGCAGGAGAAGAUGAAUCCGUUUAGUCUACUUUCGCUCCUACGCAAAGAGCGCUCCGUGAUCACAUCGCUGCAAAACCUCGGCCUCUCACCAAACACAGCCUUCAAACUCCUCACCCACCCUCAAAUCGACGCGGCGUACUCCAGCUCUGAUAUACUCGAGGGCCUCUUCGACGCCUCUGACCGGUCCGAAGACGGAGAGCUCAUCCUGUGGCUCAACGAUAUCGAACACGAUGAGCGGUACUCGAGCUGGAAACCGAGCGUUAUCGCCGCACUACAACAAGGACCCUACGGCAUGCCCAACGUCCGCCUCAACCUCGUCAACGUCAUCUUCGCCGUCGACCUCACCCUCGCGCGGACGCACUACUUCCUCGCGUCGACCGUCACCGGCUUGAUUGCGCGCAAGUUCCCGUUGAGGUUUGGGAUUGUGCCGAUUAUCGGGGAGGGUGGGAGAGAUGAGGACGGGGUCAGGCUUGCGAAGGCGCUGGCGUACUUCAGUGAUACUAUGGAUUGGCCGGCGGAUACCACUUUUAUGAAGCAUCUCAUCUCAAACGUUCGCUCCGAAGCAGACCUCGCCCGACCCAUCACAAUGGACCACGCCAAAUCCGUCUUCGACGAGCUGAACGCCCGCCCCCCGCUCAAAGAAGGCAAAACGCAGCUCUCAUGGGAAGAAGUGACCGACAUUACCGACGAGCCCGCCCGCAAGUUGGUUGAGAAGUCAAGGGCGUACGCGAAGAGGCUGGACUUGAAGACGGGCGAGAGGGCGAGUCAGGAUGAGGGGGAGGGAGAGGCUUUUAUGCAUGCGUUUAUUAAUGGGCGACAUUAUGAUGUUGACGAUACGUUCAUUGGCGCUUUGCAGACGGAUGUCGGCGCUUUCUUCAGCUACUUCGCUCAGAAGGUCUACGCAGGCGAGCUGACCGACGAGAUCGCGUCGAACACGAACAUGGCGGACUAUUUCUACGACCUCCCCUCAACGUACAAGAGGCGCAACAAGCACAUCAUUUCCUCGACCAACCCCGCGGAUGUCGAUAUCGUCAGUUUGCCCUCGGUGUUCGCCAACACGGGGUUCGUGACGAAGGCUGGAGCUUACGUCUACGCUGAGAGCAAGAGAGUGCCGAGUACGAUGUACGUCAUCGCCGACCUGGAUACGGAGGAAGGAUUAGCGCUCGUACAGUACGCGCUCACAUACCUCGCUACAGUCCCCGAUGCAAGCUCGCGUAUCUCCUUCGUGCACAACCCCUCGGCACCAGCAGCGCUAGACGAUGAAACGCCAACGGGCGUCUCGGCGCUCUUCUCGCAUCUGAUCGCGAACGAGCGCUUAGGCGAAUUGACGCCCGCGCUGCUUCUGAAGGCGCUUAAACUCCACGUGCCGUCCGACGCCACAGACGCUCAAGCUCAAGAGACCUUCUCCUCGACCGACGCUUUAAGCGAGGUCUUGGGCGACAUCUCGCUCUCCGACAUCGACGCGGCCAACUACACAUCCUACCUCGCUUCCUCCCGUCUCCUCCUCAGUCACCUCUCCCUCGCCCCUGGCGCCAACGCCAUUCUCAUCAACGGGCGCGUCGUGGGACCGUUCGACGCGGGCGAAUGGACGGCGGGCGAUUUCGAGGAUCUGGAGCAGUUCGAGGGCGGGAAGAGGGUCGUGCCUGUUCUUGGGGCGCUGGGGGAGAGCUGGGAGGGGGCCGGGGGCUUGGAUGUGUUGGGAGAUGCGGAGAUUGCGGCGCUCGUGUCGAAUGUUGUGUCGAUCGUCUCGAACGUGCGGAUUCCGGACCCGUCUGAGGCGGGGUUGUAUAACUCGCAGCUGUCGUCGAGGAAUACGAACUAUAGGCGGUUGAGCUCGGAGCAGUCGAUGUUCAAGAUUGGCGACGAGGUGGAUGCACAGUUGCGUUUCGCGGUUAUACUUGAUCCGUUGAGCGUGGAUGCGCAGAGAUAUUCUGCGUUGCUUGAGUGGGCGUCUAGCCAGCCGGGCGUGUACGCGGAGGUGUAUCUUUUGCCGCGGCCGUAUGCAGAGAUGCCACUGAAGCGUUUCUACCGGUACAACCUGCUCCCUCAGCUAGUCUACGACGAGUCUGGGAACGAAGUCGCCCCCGUAUCCUCCUUCGACGACCUCCCCACCGAGCCCAUCUACACCCUCGGACUGGACGAACCCUCAUCAUGGGUCGUCCGCCCACGCAUCGCAGCCUUCGACCUUGACAACAUCCAACUCUCAGCCCUCUCAAACGCUGAAGUCACCUACGAGCUCGAUUACCUCUCCAUCGACGGCCACGCGCGCGAGGGACACUUUAACCGCCCACCGCGCGGCGUUCAGAUGCAACUCGUCGCCAAAUCCAACAGCACCAGUGCCCACGCGAUCGCCGACACGCUCGUCAUGGCCAACCUCGGCUACUUCCAGUUCCGCGCCACGCCCGGCGUAUACACUCUCGAGAUCCGCGAAGGCCGCGGAAGAGAUAUAUACGAGAUCGAAAGUGUUGGGAAUGAAGGGUGGAAGAGCCCGAGUGUUGCGGAGGGAGGAGAUAGGGUCACGAUUACGAGUUUUGAGGGGGUGGUGCUGUAUCCGAGGUUGAGGAGGAAGGCGGGGAGGGAGAGGGAUGAUGUGCUUGAGGAGGAUGACCAGGAGGAAGGAGAGGAAGGGGUUUUGGAGAGCGUUGUUUCUGGGAUAUCAUCGCUCUUUGGCAAGAGCAAGGACAAGCACGAGGAGAAGGCUGUCGCCAAGUCGCGCCAUGCCGACAUCAACAUCUUCACCGUUGCUUCGGGCAUGUUGUACGAGCGCUUCGCUUCGAUCAUGACGUUGAGCGUCAUGCGCAACACGAACCACACCGUCAAGUUCUGGUUCAUCGAGAACUUCCUCUCGCCGUCCUUCCUGGAAUUCAUCCCCUACCUGGCCGAAGAAUACGGCUUCCAAUACGAACUCGUAACCUACAAAUGGCCAAAAUGGCUGCGCGCCCAAACCGAAAAACAGCGCAUCAUAUGGGCCUACAAGAUCCUCUUCCUCGACGUCCUCUUCCCCAUGGACCUCGACCGCGUCAUUUUCGUCGAUGCGGAUCAGAUCGUACGCGCGGAUCUGAUGGAGCUCGUGGAGAUGGACCUGCAGGGCGCGCCGUAUGGGUAUACGCCUAUGGGGGAUGAUAAUGCGGAUAUGGAGGGCUUUAGGUUUUGGAAGCAGGGGUAUUGGGCGCAGGCGUUGGCUGGGAGGCCCUACCAUAUCAGCGCUUUAUAUGUUAUAGAUCUCAAGCGCUUCCGACAGCUUGCCGCCGGUGACGUUCUCCGCUCACACUACCAAGAGCUGUCUGCCGACCCCAACUCGCUCGCGAACCUCGACCAGGAUCUCCCCAACAACCUGCAACGCUACGUGCCCAUCUUCUCACUUCCCGAAGAUUGGUUAUGGUGCGAGACUUGGUGUAGCAAGGAUCGUCUUGAUCGCGCAAAGACGAUUGACCUUUGCCAAAACCCGCUUACAAAAGAGCCCAAGCUCGCUCGCGCGCGCCAGAUCCCUGAAUGGGAGGUCUACGACGGCGAGAUCGCGCGUCUGGCUCGUCGCCUGGCGGACGCGGGCAUCAUUCACGCUAGCGCCGCUGCUGCGGAUGUGUCAGAUCUGGCGAACGCUGCCUCCGGAACUGUGCCGGUACCGACUGAAGACGCGGCGGAGACGACGGAGGCGAGUGAACAGGACACCUCGGGCGACGGGGAGGAGCAAACGCGGCAUGACAAGCACGAUGAGCUCUGA